Oncorhynchus tshawytscha (Chinook salmon) is the source of this 3017-nucleotide messenger RNA. Its product is annotated as protein sprouty homolog 4-like. The transcript is spliced from 2 exons. Gene Ontology annotation, biological process: negative regulation of Ras protein signal transduction; negative regulation of MAP kinase activity; negative regulation of fibroblast growth factor receptor signaling pathway. Bases 210 to 1166 code for a protein of 318 amino acids. NCBI's taxonomy places the organism in Eukaryota, Metazoa, Chordata, Actinopteri, Salmoniformes, Salmonidae. Gene Ontology annotation, cellular component: membrane; cytosol. The record is from RefSeq and is a predicted model, not a curated record.
CCCCAUGUAGUUGCAACAUCGUAUCAAAAAGCCCGUGUCCUAACCGCAGUACGUAUCGAGUGGAUAGUGUUUAAUAAUUUUUCGCCUUGGUCUUUUUUCUUUACUUGGGAGUAAUAUAUUUGGAAUAUACAUGCAGUCGUCAAGCUCAACAGAGAAAUGCGCUGCUAGUCUGGAAAAGACUGCUAGACGUUGAGCUCUCUGUUUGCUGUAUGAGGGACACAACUGCACAGAUGGAGUCAAGGGUUCCCCACCACAUCCCUGGAGUGUCUUCCUCCAUUAUAUCCCAGCCGUUGCUGGACAGUAGUGUCCCCUAUGGAAGGCUACAGCACCCGCUCACCAUCUUCCCCAUCGACCAGAUGAAGUCCUCUCACAUGGAGAACGACUAUAUUGACAGUCCUGCUGUGGUCUCCCAGCAACCCUCCAGCCAGAAGGUUGCCAAAAGGGGGCCCCACGAGCCACUGCUAGGGCCCCCCCAGCUGGCGCGCUGCGACCCCAACGACGCCACCACACACCCCUGGAUCUCCUUCAGCGGGCGGCCCAGCUCCAUCAGCAGUAGCAGCAGCACCUCGUCAGACCAGAGGCUGCUGGACCACGCAGCCCCUACCCCCGUGGUGGACCACAGGUCCACAGUAGUCACCACCAGGACCCCCUGUUGCGAGCCCAAGGUGCUCACCUCCAAGCCUCUGGACCCAAAGGCUGCUGCCCAGGGGGCCAUGGCGGUGGACAAGAAGCACAUGCUGCUGUGUGAGACAUGUGGUAAGUGCCGCUGCACAGAGUGCACCCUGCCCCGAACCCUGCCUUCCUGCUGGGUGUGCAACCAGGAGUGCCUGUGCUCGGUGCAGAGCCUGGUGGACUCGGCCACCUGCAUGUGCCUGGUCAAGGGCAUUUUCUACCAUUGCACCGAGGAUGAGGACGACGAGGGCUCUUGCGCCGACCGCCCAUGCUCCUGCCAACAGUCCAACUGCUGCGCACGCUGGUCCUUCAUGACGGCCAUGUCCCUGGUGCUGCCCUGUAUGAUGUGCUACCUGCCCGCCAUGGGCUGUGUCAAACUGUCGCAGAAGUGCUACGAUAAAACCAGCCGCCCGGGCUGCCGCUGCAAGAACUCCCAGCAGGCCUGUAAGAGUAUGGAGGCCAAGGCUGGAGGCCAGGGGAAACAGUCCUCAUGAUACUAACUGGCUGUUGCCUUAUCAAUACCCUUUGGAUAGACCAAGCCCCCCACUUUCCAAAAACUAUGGUACUUACAGAAGGGUUCACACCUGUCCUUUUCCAUUCUAGUGAUGUUAUGCCACACAAGUUCAAAUCGGUCUGUCUGCUAGAUCUGUUGGCCUAGACAACUGCUUGCCUCAGAACCCAUCCUUAUGAGUGUAAUAGACUGGUGGAUUUUGUUUUUAUAAAAUGGCCGAAGGCACAAGUCAUACUCCUCUACUAUACGGCUCUGAAUUUAUAGUUUCAUGAUAAGCUAGCUACUCCAUGACAAAUUGGACACCAGUUGUUUUUCCCCUAACAUAAAGAUAUAUGUUUGAGAAAAUAAGCCUGUUCCAAAGCAGUUUCCCUCUAUUUUUUUUUUGUUGCAAACUGUUGGUUUUCCUUUUUGGUAGUUUAGGAUACUUCAAGUGAAACUACCACCCACUCUCCCCUAUAUAUGAACAUUCUUUAGGUUUCAGUCCCACACAAGCUUUCCUGUUGCUAGCUUGAUGUUGAGCUCUUUAGGUCAAGGUUACAAAGUGAGAGGUAGUCAUGUGGCUUUGGAGCGAUAGUUUGUUUUUUAUAUUCUUGUUUGUGUGCUCAUACGAUAUGUAAGGUCAUGCCACAAGUGAGUGAAAAACUGUGUUUAGGAUAGCCUGACUUGAUCACUUUCUAUUUCCUUAAGGGGAAACGUAAUAUGGAUUUUAACCUAGCUUUUACCAAUCACUUCAGAAAUGGCAUGUCAUGCACUGCAUGAUGUAACUUAGUGCUUAACCCCAGUGCUAGAUGUGGAUGUGUUGUAGAAAAACCUCCUCAGGGAUUGUUCCUCAUCCGUAGAAUUUGGUCUAGCACGUAAGAACUGCUUGAAAGCCCAGUCGACUUCACUUUGCACAAGGGGCAAAGAACCAUUUAAAAAGGGCAAAAGGGCAAUUGUGAAUUAUUUAGGAAGAGUGAGAGGAAAUGGCUGGAAAAAUAGCAUUUUCAGGAAGAGGGAGAAGGUUGAGCGAAGUUGUAGCGUAUCUAGCCAGCCUUAGUUAAAUGCAAUCGGCCACUUGCACAACCUUUUUAGAUGAAGCAAACCUCUUAUGAUGGACUAAAGCACAGUAUUAAGUAUAUAAAGGCUUAAUGUAUUUUGCAUUACUCUGUGAACUACUUUGAGUCCACAUUGUAUACCCCCACUACUCAAAAAAAGUUGAGUUUGUCUUAUGUUAGAAAUAUUCUUUACCUUUUUAUUUUCUCAAUCUAUUUUUUUGUGUCUUGCAUGGAGUUCCAAUGAGUUUGCCAAAAGGAGUUUAGUAUAGCUUGUUUAGCUGUCUAAGGGAUCAUAUGUGUUAUGCACUUUCCAAAUGGUCGGAAGGCAAUUGUUCUUAAAGGUACAGUGUCCUUUUUGCAGUUUGCUUCAGUUUGGCAUAAUUCUGUCACGUUUGUUCUAAGGUCCCCUAAUAACAUUGGGACCUGUCACCUUCUCAUGUUUGUACUUGUCUUGUUGCACAAAGCAGAAAACAUACAGGAAAAAACACUGUUCUUAGUCUUGAAUGUAUAAGGCAAUAUUACUUUCAAACGUUUGCAAUUCAAUCCAAGGAAAAGGUGCCAAAAUUGGGAAUGAUUAUGUGGCUGGCAAAGCCAGGGAAACAAAUUGCAAAUGUGUUGACAAUAUGUUAUAGAAAUAGACCUAUGCAGGUGACAUGCUGUUGUAAAUAGUUUCAAGACACGUGUUCUUUAGAAGAGUUUUAAAUGUCCUCGAAAAAUUGCAUGGUACAUUAUAACUACAAUUCAGUACAAAAUAUAUAGAGAUAUGUAGAUAUAUAUUUUGGGGGUAAAGUUGAGGUUGA